UCACUUUAUCGAGUUUAAAAACCACUCUCGCGGGUCUUACACAUUUGGGCUGGACGGGGAGGUGCGCAGAGAGCCGUGGUCACCUCUGCGUGGGAGAUGAUGUGUACGUGGGCCGGGAAGUUGGAGCGCUUUUAACUGUUGGACUUGGAAGAUCUCCUCCUCACUCGUAGUCGUAGCCUACCGUGACCCAAGUAUUAUCGGAGUCAGCAAAGAGCAGCUAGGACGCACAUUGGAGAGACAUGAGCCUGCUACCCUCCUUCACACAGUUGUGUCUGCUACAGAUGUUCUGGUGCUACAGCGGCUGGAGCACCUCGACCGAUUCCUUCCUGAAUCCGUUCAAUCAGUGGACGGAUGAUAUUGAUUUAGGACAGAUUCCAAGGCUUUACAGGAGGGAGGAGGUCGGAAAUCUGGUGUGGAGGGAUGAGAACGAGGAACAAGUACAGAAUGUGUUCAAGAGAUUCCUCUUUCAUUAUUCAAAGCUCACAACGCCUUAGGUGCCAUGCAGCACAUCCAACACAAG
Gadus macrocephalus (Pacific cod) is the source of this 520-nucleotide messenger RNA. It is a transcript of the gene nms, whose product is annotated as neuromedin S. The coding region runs from base 240 to 494 and encodes 84 amino acids. Lineage: Eukaryota; Metazoa; Chordata; Actinopteri; Gadiformes; Gadidae. The record is from RefSeq and is a predicted model, not a curated record. The transcript is spliced from 5 exons.